Molecule: messenger RNA, 507 nt
Organism: Ostertagia ostertagi
Lineage: Eukaryota; Metazoa; Nematoda; Chromadorea; Rhabditida; Trichostrongylidae
Source: the annotation of a GenBank genome assembly
AUGGCCACGAAAAGUAAAGGUCUUGCAUGCCCAGUCACGCUCGGAUAUCCUGAUCCUGGUCAGUAUGAGUUGGUGGUCGAGAGGAAAAAAGAGAAUGCAGCGCGAAAAAAGGCUGAACAAAGAUUGAAGGAGAAGCUGAAAGACUGUAAACGUUGUAUUGUUCAGCACCCAUCUUUCGAAAAAGAGGUGCUGAGCGAAGAGGUACUUUCCGCUAAGAUAAAGGAGGCUAGACUUGGAGAAAAAAGGAGGAGGAUUCGCGAAGAUCAAUACAUGGUUUUUCGUUAUUAUUCCUACCGGUCAUUCAUCUUGUGGGCAUACGGUCCUAUGGGAAUGCGGGAACCUUUCGAGUUGCCCGCUUGUGUACGGGCAGCAAUAAUGUCGAGAUUCUCUCAGGAUUGCGACACACCCAGCGCUCCGAAGGGUAAAAAACGCAGCGCUAAGAAAGAGGCUCCCAAAAAAGAGGCUCUCGACUGCGACGAAGAAGAGUGGCGCGAGAAAUCUGUCUGA